Trichophyton rubrum CBS 118892 is the source of this 1319-nucleotide messenger RNA. RefSeq lists its product as uncharacterized. Bases 584 to 826 code for a protein of 80 amino acids. The transcript is spliced from 3 exons. Lineage: Eukaryota; Fungi; Ascomycota; Eurotiomycetes; Onygenales; Arthrodermataceae. The record is from RefSeq and is a predicted model, not a curated record.
GAAAAAGGACAUAACUACCCAUGCCCAUGUCCAUGUACGCCUGUGGCUGCUGCAGGAAGACGGGAGGAAUCAGAAGGAAGGGAUAUGCAUGUGUUCAAUCGAUCGAAUCGAGGCUCUGCGUGCGGUCGGUGGCGAUGGCUUGACGGCAUCUCACCCUCUAUCAACCAGUUAUAUGGUACACUAUGGAAGUAUAUUGCUGGGUAUACGGGGGGAGGCAUUGCGAGCUGCCCCUCCCCUUCCUACCGGAUGGCCCGAUGCCCUGAUCGUGAGAAGGGAAGUAUGUGACGGUACUUACUCCGUAAACUAAGAGAAGUGGGAGAUUGGCAUAAUCUGCUCGGUUCCAUCCAUCUUGGUGGGUUUUGCUGAAGUAUUUAAGCUGGUGCUGAGCCCCUUUCCUCCCCCUGAGCUGGAAAUCUUUCAAAGUCAAGACAAUUCAUCUUUUUCGGUGAGUGGUUGUGUUCAACCUUGCCCUGAUCCAGUUGUCGGAAUUGCAGAGCUAACCUGCCAUUCGGUGCUGUCAGAUAUCGCAUCUUAGCAUUUUAAAGACCUUACACGUCGUUAAAACUACACACUUCCAAUCACAAUGGAUUUCGUCAACAAGGUGACCGGUGGCAGCAACAAGGAGGGCGGCAGCAGCCAGAACGAUAUGCUCAACAAGGGCAUCGACGCUGGUCAGAAGCAGUUCUUCAAGGCUGGCGAGGGCGCCAACGACCAAAUCAACAAGGGCAUCGAUACUGCUCAGACUGUCUUUCUGGGCGCCACCAAGUCCGAGCAGAAGACCGAGGGCAAGCCAACCGAGGAGAAGCCAACCGAGGAGAAGAAGUAGGAUUGUGAUCGAUGAUCCCAGGAAGCACUGGAAGUCAGGUAAGCUGCUGCUCUGCAUGAUCUUUUCUGUUGUAAGAGAGACAUGUUGGCUGAUUUGGGGGUGUUUUUUGAUAGUCCAUGUGAGCCUUUCUAUGUAUGAAUGGUAUACAUAGUUAUAUAAAUCUGGCAUCUGGUUAGCCACUUGCACUGCUUAAAUAUAACAUAAUUUACCCAUUGAGAGAUAAACUAUAUCCCACGGUAUCCUUGAGAUCCUUGAGAUCCCCUAAUGAUCUUCUCCCCUCUUUCCUUUCUGUUUUUGAUGUAGAUCUAGCAUCGACCUUUAUCCGAGAUAUCUCCAGCCUCAAGCCGUAGUGAUCUUUAAGCAUUAUACUAACGACUAAGCGGUGGCCCGAUGACCUUUUUGAACCGGUCCAAGGAGCAAGAAAGUGAUAUCAAUCUCAAAGAGCCGGGGGUCAAGAGAUUUCAGAUAUGGACCAUUCACCAGCCUCGUCACC